CCCUUCCUCUCUCUGCUUCCUCGGCAAGGGCCUUGUUUUCUCUUCGUAGCUUCGUCCGGUCAUUCCCACAUCUCGAAGCAGCUUUGCUGUUGAUGUGCUGACGUAGCCCCGACAGCCUUUCCACAGGGUAGAUGGACGUGGACCAGCCUGCCUCUCUGCACUUGGUAGCCAGAUCUGUAUACCUGGCUGCUUUCUGCUCGUUGGCAGCUUGGAUUUCCUCCUCCCAGACGAUGUUCCUGGUAUGCAAGCGGAAGUUGGAGAGUAAGAAAGAGGCCUUGCUCAUUCUCUCUAAAGAGCUGGACACAUGUCAACAGGAGCGAGACCAGUUCAAACUGAUGGCCAACCAACUGAGGGAGCGACACCAGGGACUCAGGAAAAAGUACACAGAACUCCUUGAUGGCGACUCGUCUUUGCCUCCUGAAAAGCGCAACCAGGUGAAUCUGGCUCAGAUGCUGCGGGACUGUCGAGAGACAGUGAAGCAUCUUUCAGAGGAAGUGAAAGAGCUAAAUCAGAGGCUGGCUGAAGCUCAGGGUGAUAACAAGUUGCUGAGGAUGACCAUCACCCGACAAAGACUAGGAGAUGUGGAGGUUGGCGUGCGUCACUUCCCAGCACAUGAACGUGAUGAUCUUGUGUGUCUGCUUGAGAAGGCCGGAAUGCAGAUCAAGGAGAUGGAGGACAACAUGAAGGAGCUGAUGGACGAAUUGCAUGAUGUGAAGGUAGAGAGCUCUGUGUAUAAGGAGAAAACUGAACGCCUUAACUUGGAACUCAACCACAUCCUGGGCAAUCAUGAGGCCCGGAUCAUUGAUUUGGAUGCCCUCUGCAUGGAAAACAAGUACUUGCAUGAGCGUUACAACCACUUACAGGAGGAGGUCAGUCUACUCAAGUCCAACAUAGUAAAGUACAAGACAGCAUUGGAGAAGAAGAGAAACUGCCCCGUGAAUGGAAAUGCCAAUAAAUGCCUUAUGACUGGGGUCAUCACAGCCAAACAAGUCCAGGAAAUGCUGUUAAUGGAUCAGAGUUGCAGCCUGCCUGCCACCCCUCAAUCCAUCUCUGACCUGAAGUCACUGGCCACAGCCUUGCUGGAGACCAUCCAUGACAAGAACCUGGUCAUUCAGCACCAGAGAAACACCAAUAGAAUCUUAGGAAACAGAGUAUCAGAUUUGGAACAGAAGCUGAAAACCCUGGAGGUUUCGGGACUUUGGAGUUUUCCAGGCUUGCACAAAGACUCAGCAAUGUGUGAAAGCCUGCAGCCAAAGCUUGAUCCGACUCGAGACACAUCUUACACAGGGAGACCAGGUCUGGUGUACGUGGAACGUUGACUGAACAAAAAGUAACUAUUAUUAUUAAACUGACGGAGUGAUGGUAUUCCUGAGUGUGGCCCCAAAAUGGUUCUCAGCAGCUGAUAAUCAGUCAAGAGGGUGAAUUGUCUGGUACUGGUACUGGUGAAAGCGUUGUAUUCCCUAAAUGAUAAUGAGGGCUUCUCUUUCUAAUUGUAUAUAGUUAAUCUCAGCCUUAUUCAUUGUUUGUGAAGCAAGUAAGUUUAGUAUUUGUCCCUACAAAUCUGGAGACCAUUUUCUUGCAGUCUCCCCAGGUCAGCAUUCAGAUUUUGCAGGUCGGUGGUUCCUGUGCACACAAUGUCACCUAGAUAGCAUUGCGCUCCAGGAUGCCCUUUUAGAAUCUGAUCCAUGGCAUGUGGGGAAUGGGCUGGUGAUGAACUAAUUCCAAAUGGAAGAUGACAAUACCUGUACAACCCCAUCUGUGUAGUAAUUGUGUUUCCUGCACUCUACUUGGACACACAUUUGUAAGCAGGCUUGAUUCAGAUCUAUUUUGCUGAACUUUUGCCCUCAACUCAGUCCGGCAAACAAGUCAUCAUGUUGCUCAGCCUCUGGAACCAGGUUCAUAGUCACUCUAAAUUCUCAGCAGAUACAAAUUUCUCUAGUUUGUUUACUGACUGGUACGAUUGGUCUGGCCCAUUCGCUAGUAGUUACACCUUACAAAACACCAGUAAUGACAAGCAUAUCCAGCAGUGCCUCUACUUGGGCCCAAAAGGCACCGGUCUUGCUUUUAAGAAUCUUGACGUGGCACCUGGUUUAAGAGCUAACUCUUAUGAUCUCUAUGAUGUCUUUCAUUUUUCCCAGCUCAUUUUUGAACACCUUUUUGUGAUUUUCCAGAAUGGUGUCUUAAUUCGGAAGUUGCGCUCUGCAUAAUUUUUACAGUCUGUCAAUAAAAAAAAAAAAAUUUAAGUCUUCAGUGCUUUCAAAAACAUUUCCAGCCACACUCCUUCCCUUUCUCUGCAAGUGCUGGUGGAAGCAGCAGUGGCAUUCGUGAUCCUGUUGUAAACGGCCGUGAUGAUGCCCAGCCAUCAUCAUUGUUGCCUGGAAGAUGAGGAAGUAAGUCUAAACAUCCCAGAGCAUUCCUUGGGCCACUGUGGACAAAACACACAUGCACACUCAAGAUUUGUUAAGGAGGAGGAAGGUCACUUGCAGUGGAAACCCCUGAAGUUAUGAUGUCAUCAUCAGCAUGUGUCUGUGUGUUAGCAAAAAUGUUAAAUAUAUGAAUCUUUCUUCUUGGCUACUACUGUGUUUUGUGAGUGAGUUCUGACUAUAUGUGAAAUUAUUAAAUGUGUAUUAAUGUAAAAUAAAUAAAUAAAUAAAAAUACAGCUUAGGCAUGGUGCCCUCUGAUUGGUUUUCUUGUAACAUACAUUUUAGAUAAUAAUAAUAUAUACUGAUAUACUCCUGAUUUUUGAGGUUUUCCAACUUACAAAUGUAGAAGUCUGUAAUUUAGUAUUUAUGCACUCUUCAACUGUGACGGAAUUUAAAACGAAAAUCCAGAAAAUAAGAAAUAAUGUAAAUAAUCAAUUUGCAUUUUGUUGACUUUUGAUGAGUUUAGUAUUUGAUACAGAACAGAUCAGAACAUAACUUAAUCUUUGUAAUUACAAUGAUCAGUUGUUUCCUGUAGUCCUUGAUCAGGUUUGCACACACUGUAGCAGGGAUUCUAGCCCACUCCUCCACACGAAUCUUCAUUUUUCAGGGCUGCCGCUGGGCAAUACUGACCUUUGGCUCACUCCAAAGAUUUUCUAUUCAGGCCUGGAGACUGGCUUGAGACUCCAGGACUUAGCUUAGGAGCCACUCCUUAGUUGCCAUAGAAGGCCCACCCACAACCCAUCUCCAAUGCUGAGGGAAGAAGAUUGUUGGCCAAGAUAUCACGAUAAAUGGCCCCAUCCUUCCUCCCCUCAAUAUGGUGCAGUUGUCCUAUCCCCUUUGCAGGAAAGCAUCCCCAAAGAGUGAUGUUUCCACCACAGUCGGGAUGAUGUUCAUGACAUUUUACUCAUCCUUCUUCCUCCAAAACAUGGCGAAUGGACUUAAGACCAAAAAGCUCUACUUUUAUCUCAUCAGACCACAUGAUUUUCUUCCAUUCCUCCUCUCGAUCAUACAGAGUGUCAAUGACAAACUUCAGACUGUCCUUGACAUAUACUGGCUUGAGCAGUGGGACCUCGAGUGUACUGCAGGAUUUUAAUCCAUGACAGCAUAGUCUGUUGCUGAUGGUUUUCUGUGAGGCUGUGGUUCUGUUCAGGUCAUUGACCCGGCUCUGGUGCGUAGUUCUGAUCAUCCCCCAAUGAUACACCACAAGGAGACGUGCUUGGUGCUCCAGAUCGAGGGAGAGUUUUUAAAAUACUUGUUCUCCUAACUGUAUGUACCUGUAUAUAGAUGAUAUUCUUUACAGUUAUCUUUCUGUGUUGGAUAUAUUCAAUCUUGUGUUAUAAUGAAAAUGCUCUCAUAUGUGUUUUCUCUUUUGGUAGCAAAUGACAGAAGAAGUUCAGAUGCCUUUUUAUGGGACUGUCACAUUAUCACCACCGUACCUGGCCCUGAUGUUGUUGAUGUGGGAACCUCACCUGAACCUCUCAUCAACCUGAAUUAUCCACCAGCCUUAGACAGGAAUGGACGUGAC
Messenger RNA from Synchiropus splendidus (mandarinfish), 3949 nucleotides. Its product is annotated as coiled-coil domain-containing protein 149-like. The record is from RefSeq and is a predicted model, not a curated record. Bases 132 to 1319 code for a protein of 395 amino acids. The transcript has 12 exons. Lineage: Eukaryota; Metazoa; Chordata; Actinopteri; Syngnathiformes; Callionymidae.